Molecule: messenger RNA, 1748 nt
Organism: Hermetia illucens (black soldier fly)
Lineage: Eukaryota; Metazoa; Arthropoda; Insecta; Diptera; Stratiomyidae
Product: major royal jelly protein 1-like
Exons: 6
Coding region: 346-1599 (417 amino acids)
Cellular component (GO): extracellular region
Source: RefSeq, a predicted model, not a curated record
AUAAAGGGAUGUUCGUUUCUGAGUUAACUUAGAGCAACUUGUUCAGAACAUUUGAUGCUUGUUAGUUUUCCAUUUGCUGUUAUAAUGAUUUAAGGUCAUUCCGAAUCGAAAUGCAGAUUAGUUGAGAUUGUUCUUUCCGAGUCGCUAGUUUAGUUCGAUUGAAGAAGAUACUUCAAGCGCAUACGUAUGUAAAUGUAUGUUAAAUUAACAAUCACCUUGUAGGUGAUUAAGUACGUUUCAAGUGAAAACAAGCAUCCAAUACGAAUAUUUACCGUGAUCAUAGCAAGAAGUAGUGACUGCCAGCGGAAAAAUUGUUUAAAUAGAAGGAUAUUUUGCAUUGUUAAAAUGCGAAAAGCGGAGUUAACAGGAUUAUUUUCAUUAUUUUUAACUGUACUUAGUGUAUGUGUAGCCAAUAGAGAUCUUCGUGUUGUUGUAGAAUGGAAGGAGAUGGAAUUUAGCUUCCCAACAGAAGCUGAUCGAUCACAAGCUAUCAAAGAUGGUCGCUACGUGCGCGGAAAUAGCGUUCCAAUUGAUGUGGAUGUUCACUAUUUCGGUAAUAGUUUAUCAACAAGAAGAAGAAUUUUUGUUACGAUACCAAGAUUUAGUACAGGGAUACCAAUUUCCUUUGGCACUGUUACAAAUCUUCCCGGUGAGGGUGGUCCGCAAAUUAAAGCUUAUCCAGCAUAUUCCUGGCAUUCAAGCAAUGGACAGGACUGUAAUGGAAUAACGUCAGCAUUUCGUGUCGCAAUCGACGAAUGUGAAAGGCUGUGGAUCAUUGACACUGGACGUAUCGGAGAUGUACAAUCCUGCAUACCCCAACUGCUUGCGUUUGACCUUCGGAACGACACCCUGAUACACCGUUAUAGAUUUCCCCAGUCUCAAUAUGGCACUGGAGUUUCCCUUUUCGCUACUCCCAUUGUUGAUGUUCGAAGCUCUAGCCAAGGUUGCCGGAAAACUAUGGUCUACAUCGCUGAUAUUGACUAUCAUGGCUUAGUGGUCUAUGAUUACGAGGAAAACACAUCGUGGAGAAUUGAAAAUAAGUUGAUGUAUCCAAAUCCUGAUUGGGGAACUUUUACUAUCGCUGGACAGAGUUUUGAUUUAAUGGAUGGUCUUGUGGGUUUGGCUCUUACACCUCAAUCAAGUGGGAGAGAACGCUAUUUGUAUUUCCACGCCAUGGCCGGUGAGGUUGAGAAUCGUGUACUUCUCAGCUUGGUUGAUAACAGGACAAUCUGGAUCAAAUCCUCGAACGCCCGACCAAGAAAUUUCGUUACUAUUGGUGGUCGUGGUACACAGAGUGCUGUGAUGGCAAUAGACAGUCGAGAAAAUAUGUUCUUCGGUUUAAUGCAAGAUAUUGCAGUGGCAAGUUGGAAUAUUAACACUCCGUAUAAAAGAUCGAAUUUUAAAAUUGUGGCCCAAAACUCUGAAACAUUACAGUUUAUAAGUGGAUUGAAAAUUAAACGUACCAAAGUCAAUACAGAGGAGCUGUGGGCAAUAUCGAACCGUUUCCAGAAAGGGUCUACCGGGACGAGAAAUUCACAAGAAAUAAACUACCGGAUUUUAGAAUGUAGUACAGAGGAGUUGUUGGCUGGUGGUUGUUGAACUGUUGAUAACGAAGGUAAUUCAAUUUCUGACAGUCCAGCCAGAAUUGAAACUAAAUACAAUAUUAAGCAUUUUCCCUAUGAUUCAACGUGAAAAACAUUUUUUUUUGAGAAAAUUAUCAAAGUUGAUUAAAGUAUUUAUUUCGUUAA